UUAACGAAACCGGGUAUUGGUUUUCAACCGCAGGUGCGUGCGUGCGACGAUACGAACGCCUUCGGCUCUGUCUGCGUUUCCGCUGGUGGUUUACUCUACACACCAGGGAAAAACCCUAGGGUGCGAAAAUGGCGAAUUCCUCGGGCUUCUUGGCAGCGAUCUCUCUCCUCCUGCUUCCUGCACUAUGCCUCACUUUCUCCGUCGAGAAUCCGACGGAUCGGCGUUUGUUGGUUCUUCUCGACGAUCUAUCACUCAAAUCCUCUCACUCCGUCUUCUUUAACUCCCUCAAGUCCCGUGGAUUUGACCUUGAUUUCAAGCUAGCUGAAGAUCCGAAGCUGGCUCUUCAACGUUAUGGCCAGUACCUGUAUGACGGAUUGAUCAUUUUCGCUCCGUCGACGGACCGAUUUGGAGGAUCUCUGGAUUCGAAAUCCAUCGCGGAUUUCGUUGACUCUGGUCGCGACUUGAUCUUAGCGGCUGAUGAUUCUGCAUCUGAUCUUAUUCGAAGCAUUGCCACCGAAUGUGGUGUUGAUUUCGACGAGGAUGCAUCAGCUAUGGUCGUCGAUCAUUCCAGCUACGCAGUCUCUGACAUUGAUGGAUAUCACACCUUGAUUGCAGCUGAUGAUUUCGUGAAAUCUGAUGCAAUUUUAGGGAAAACAAAGAUUGAGGCUCCCGUGCUUUUCAGAGGGAUUGCACAUUCCUUGAACCCUGCCAACAGUCUGGUUUUGAAAGUCCUGUCAGCCUCUCCCUCGGCAUAUUCUGCAAACCCGAACUCUAAGUUAUCAAGUCCUCCCCAGCUCACAGGAUCUGCUAUCUCAUUAGUCUCUGUCAUGCAGGCCAGAAACAAUGCUAGGGUUAUGAUCUCUGGCUCCUUGCAGAUGUUUAGCAACAGGUUUUUCAGAUCAGGUGUGCAAAAAGCUGGGAGUCCGAACAAAUACGAAAAAUCUGGCAACGAACAGUUUGUCACUGAACUAAGCAAAUGGGUAUUCCACGAAAGGGGGCACCUGAAGGCUGUUAAUCUUGUGCACCAUAAGGCUGGAGAGAUGGAUGAGCCUGCAAUGUACAGGAUAAAAGAUGACCUGGAAUUCUCUGUGGAGAUAUACGAGUGGUCUGGGAAGAACUGGGAACCGUAUGUGGCUGAUGAUGUGCAAGUUCAGUUCUACAUGAUGAGCCCAUACGUUUUGAAAACCCUGUCCACAGACAAAAAGGGUCUGUAUGAAACAUCUUUCAAGGUUCCAGAUGUGUAUGGUGUCUUCCAGUUCAAGGUUGAAUACGAAAAACUGGGGUACACUACUAUAUCGCUCUCAAAGCAGAUCCCUGUGCGGCCAUACAGACACAAUGAAUACGAGAGAUUUAUCACAACUGCUUAUCCUUAUUAUGGAGCUUGCUUCAGCACUAUGGCUGGAUUCUUCGUCUUCAGCUUUGUCUACCUUUACCAUAAGUAGAAAGCUCCACAAUUAGGGUUUUUUCUCAGUCUGAUAAAGUUAGCCUUACCUCUUUUAUUUUAAACGACAAGAAGUUGAGGUCCAGAAAAAAAAAUUACUUCCGGGAACUUUGUGAUACUCUUCUGAAAUUAGUUUUAACUCAGUCUGUUCUCUCUUUGAGAUGCCUUAUGUUUACAGAUUUCAGUUUU
This is a messenger RNA of Tarenaya hassleriana, 1630 nucleotides long. Its product is annotated as dolichyl-diphosphooligosaccharide--protein glycosyltransferase 48 kDa subunit. Lineage: Eukaryota; Viridiplantae; Streptophyta; Magnoliopsida; Brassicales; Cleomaceae. The record is from RefSeq and is a predicted model, not a curated record. Gene Ontology annotation, cellular component: oligosaccharyltransferase complex; endoplasmic reticulum membrane. The transcript is spliced from 13 exons. Bases 129 to 1442 code for a protein of 437 amino acids.